AAGAAAAGAAAUAUGUUUACAAUAUUCCCUGUUAUUGUACCUUUAUCGUUUGAAAAGAAACAAUAAAAACAAGCAAGUAUUAGACAACCCCUCUCCGAAGUUAGCUGCCUUUCACAUAUCUCUUUUUUCUCUUCCUUCCUCAGAUUUGAAGUUUUGAUUGUGAUCAAUGUUGGGAUGAAAGCAUAGGAAUUGGGGGUUUAAGUUUAUUAUGGGAGUAAUGGGUUUUGGGAGAUCUGGUGUGGAGUGGAAGAACUUGAAGAUUUGUGCUCAGGUAUAUGUUGGGUUUUUGCUGAUUUGUGUAUCAGGAUUUGCGGUUGGAUUGACUAAUCCCACUGAUGUUGCUGCGAUUAAUAGCUUAUACACUGCAUUGGGCAACCCUGUACUACCUGGGUGGAUUGCUUCUGGGGGAGACCCAUGUGCUGAAGCUUGGCAAGGCGUGCAAUGUAAUGGUUCGGACAUAAUGAGAAUAAUUCUUAACGGUGCUAAUUUGGGAGGAGAACUGAGUGAUAACUUAGGAAUAUUUGCUUCUAUCAAGACAAUAGAUCUAAGCAACAACCACAUUGGUGGCAGUAUUCCAUCCAGUUUGCCUGUUACCAUGCAAAACUUUUUUCUUUCAGACAAUCAGUUCACUGGAAGCAUACCAGAUUUACUUUCUUCUCUGACUCUGUUGACAGACAUGUCUCUAAACAACAAUCUUUUGAGUGGCGAGAUACCAGAUGCUUUUGAAGCCCUUACUGGGUUGAUCAAUCUGGAUUUGUCCAGUAACAAUUUGAGUGGGCGGCUGCCUCCUUCUAUGGAAAAUUUGUCACGUCUGACAACUUUACAUUUGCAGGCCAAUCAGAUAUCUGGAACACUUGAUGUUUUACAAGAUCUUCCUCUAAGAGAUUUGAACAUAGAGAAUAACCUUUUUUCUGGGCCCAUACCGGCAAAAAUGUUGAACAUCCCAAACUUCAGAAAUGAUGGAAAUCCAUUUAAUUCCACUGUUGCUCUGCUGCCUCCCACAUCACCAUUGUCACCACCACAUGCACAACCGGUUUCUGGGACACCACCUUCUGAACAAGUGCCAACAUCUGGAAAAGCCCCAGGGAAACAUGCAGAUGGGCCAUCUGCAAUGGACAAAUCUAGUCCUGAAGGGAAGAAGAAAACUACCAAAAGGGUGGCCUUGAUAUCAAUUGCAGUGGUGUUAUCGAUUAUAGUUCUGGCAUUAGCAUGUUUGGUUUUUAUUCCAAAGUGUUUAAGGAGGAGGGAAGAGGAUGACAAAAUUUCUAAGCAGCAUCAAGUGGGUGCAUACAGAGGCAACCGAGAGCAAUCUGGGGAUGAGGAGUCCCUGCCAACAUAUCAAAAGGAUAAAGUGCCAAAAGAGGUUACCAGACCUAAGAAUGAUGUUCAGGCAGGGAUCAGAAAAACCAGACCAAUUGCAAAGCUACAGAAUGACCAAGAGAAGAAUGUGCAAAGGAUGUCUCCUCCUCCUCCUCCAACUCCACCUCCACCUCUACUUCUCCCUCCACCACCACCACCAACCCUUGCUGAGAAGGUCAUUGUGAAACCUUCUUCUAAAACACCAAAGUUGUCUGCAUCUGCAAAGUCUUUCACAAUAGCAUCCCUUCAACAAUAUACAAACAGCUUUUCUCAAGAAAAUCUUAUAGGGGGUGGCAUGCUGGGGAAUGUUUAUAGAGCAGAACUUCCAAAUGGGAAGCUACUUGCAGUUAAGAAACUGCACAAGAAAGCUUCAAGUCAGCAAAAUGAUGUUGAGUUUAUUGAGCUGGUAAACAAUAUUUAUCGAAUUAGGCAUGCCAAUGUUGUGGAGCUGGUAGGUUACUGUGCAGAGCAUGGUCAAAGGCUUCUGAUUUAUGAGUAUUGCAGCAAGGGGUCACUCCAGGAUGCACUUCACUCAGAUGAUGAUUUCAAAAAGAAUCUUUCAUGGAAUGCCCGCAUUCGAAUUGCACUUGGAGCUGCUAGAGCCUUAGAGUAUCUGCAUGAGGUCUGCCACUCACCUGUAGUCCACAGAAAUUUCAAGGCUGCUAAUGUUCUCCUUGAUGAUGAACUUAACGUGCAUGUAUCUGAAUGUGGUUUGGCUCCAUUAAUAGCAUCAGGCUAUGUGAGUCAGUUGUCAGGAAAUCUUCUCACAGCUUUAGUCUAUGGAGCUCCCGACUUUGAGACGGGAAAUUAUACGUCCAAGAGUGAUGUUUAUAGUUUUGGAGUAGUCAUGCUUGAACUCCUAACAGGCAGAAAGUCACACGACAGCAUGAGGAACCGAGCAGAGCAAUUUCUAGUAAGAUGGGCUAUUCCCCAGCUUCAUGAUAUUGAUGCAUUGUCAAAGAUGGUUGACCCUUCUCUCAAUGGAGAAUAUCCUGCUAAAUCCUUAUCUCACUUUGCUGAUAUAAUUUCUCGUUGUGUUCAGUCCCAGCCAGAAUUCAGGCCACUCAUGUCCGAAGUUGUGCAAGAUCUUUCAGACAUGAUACGAAGGGAGCGUCAGAGUAAUGAGUCCAUUGGGGACUGAUGGCAUGUAUUAUAGUAAUAGAAUUAGUGAUAUCAGUUUGUGAAUUGUGAGUUUGCGAAGAGAUUUGAUCCAUCCGAUGUUGAGCCAGGAAGAUUCUUCUACUGUAAAGAGGCUGCGGACAGAUCCUCCUAAUAACACACCCUACUUUCAUCCCCAGCUCUUACCCAAGAAAGUUUUGAAGGUGGUAGGCUAGAAAUCUUGGCACCGAAGCACCGACAAGCCUGAUUCUUACUAUCAAUUGUGAUCAUGUAAUGGUUCAUUACAUCAUGCAACAAUAUCCUCGUUGUGGCAGAAUCAUGCUAACUUUAUUGUUUCGUAAGUGGUAAUUUUGUUACGGAUUCUUGGUAAUGAUAUUCCUUUUUGUAGGAACAUGUGACACAUCUUAUGUCUAGUUU
Rubroshorea leprosula is the source of this 2895-nucleotide messenger RNA. NCBI's taxonomy places the organism in Eukaryota, Viridiplantae, Streptophyta, Magnoliopsida, Malvales, Dipterocarpaceae. The record is from the annotation of a GenBank genome assembly.